Ruditapes philippinarum (Manila clam) is the source of this 551-nucleotide messenger RNA. RefSeq lists its product as uncharacterized. NCBI's taxonomy places the organism in Eukaryota, Metazoa, Mollusca, Bivalvia, Venerida, Veneridae. The coding region runs from base 84 to 470 and encodes 128 amino acids. The transcript is spliced from 2 exons. The record is from RefSeq and is a predicted model, not a curated record.
UUCCGGGUUAAUUUGUGAUAUGUAUAUAGUUGAUUUGUAAAUAUUAACACACUUAAUAUCUACGGUUUUAAAGAAAGCAUAACAUGAUUGCAAUGAUUAUUACUAUUGUGUUGGCUUACUUGGAAUUAGCGUAUGCAGUUCGCGUGGUAAAGUUCGGUUUAUCUGAAGGCACUGUACCAGAGAAAGGCAGAGAUAUAUCAAUGCUAUGUGAGGUUGAGAUUUCAGCAGAUGAUGGAAUUCAUACAUUAAAAAUAUUGAAAGGAGACACACACAUUGCUGACUGUUUUAUGAAUGCAGGAAUAUGUAGUAAGGUACAUGGUGUUUCAACAAGAUACACAUUCUCAAACAAUCAACCAUCUGUGAUUAUCUCAAUAACAAAUUUACAAAUAGCAGAUGGUGGAAACUGGUACUGUGGUUUUCAGACGACAGACAAUACACUGUUCACCUUGAUGAUCUAUUGUAAGUUCUGAUUAUUAUAACUUACAGCAUGAACGAAACAUUGGGGAAAAGGUUGAAAUAGCAGGUUGAAAAAGGUGAAAAAGCAGGAAUUU